Molecule: messenger RNA, 1287 nt
Organism: Globicephala melas (long-finned pilot whale)
Lineage: Eukaryota; Metazoa; Chordata; Mammalia; Artiodactyla; Delphinidae
Gene: RILP
Product: Rab interacting lysosomal protein
Biological process (GO): early endosome to late endosome transport; cilium assembly
Cellular component (GO): ciliary basal body; cytoplasm; lysosome
Molecular function (GO): protein dimerization activity; small GTPase binding; dynein light intermediate chain binding
Source: RefSeq, a predicted model, not a curated record
AUGGAGCCCAGGAGGGUGGGGCCUGGGGCGCACUGCUGGGGGCCUCGGGUGGCCGCGGGGUCGGGGACGGCUGCGGAGCUCGUGUACCACCUAGCGGGGGCCUUGGGCACUGAGCUGAAGGAGCUGGCGCGCCGCUUCGGGCCGGAGGCGGCGGCCGGGCUCGUGCCGCUGGUGGUGCAGGCGCUGGAGCUCCUGGAAAAGGCGGCCGUGGGGCCCGCCCCGGACUCGCUGCAGGUAUCCGCGCAGCAGGCCGAACUCGAGCUGCGGCAGCUGCGGGAGGAGAACGAGCGCCUCUGCAGAGAGUUGCGCUCUGGGCCACAGGAGGAGCGCGCUCUGCUGCGGCAGCUCAAGGAGGUGACCGACCGCCAGCGGGAUGAACUCCGGGCGCACAACCGCGACCUGCGGCAGCGCAGCCAGGAGACUGAGGCGUUGCAGGAGCAGCUGCAGCGCCUCCUGCUGGUGAAUGCGGAGUUGCGGCACAAGCUGGCCGCAGUACAAGCCCAGCUGCGCGCCGCGCGGGACCGCGAGAGCGAAUCAGAGCGGCGGCGCGAAGCGACCUUGGAGCCCGCGCCAGAGCAGGCGCACGGCCAGGCCGCGGCGCCCGGGUGCGAGCAGAGGCAGGAGCCCGAGACGGCAGCCACGGGCACAGGAGCCCCGGGGACCCCUGAGGACCGGGCGGAUGCCCUGCCGCCGCCAGGACGCCCCCCCAAGGUAGGGCAGUGCGGCUUCAGUCGAGAGGAGGUUGAACAGAUCCUUCAGGAGAGGAAUGAGCUCAAAGCCAAUGUGUUCCUGCUGAAGGAGGAGUUGGCCUACUUCCAGCGGGAGCUGCUCACAGACCACCGGGUCCCCGGGCUUCUGCUCGAAGCCAUGAAGGUGGCUAUCAGGAAGCAACGAAGGAAGAUCAAGGCCAAGAUGUUAGGGACCCCAGAGGAAGCAGAGAGCAGUGACGAUGAGGAUGGCUCAUGGCUCCUGCUCUCCAGGGAUAAGGGAGACCACCUCCAGCCCCCACCCCCUGAGUCCAGAAUACAGAGUUUGUAUGUCGGGGGAAGAGGAAGGACAAAUGUGGUGGGAGUGGAGGGACCCCACCUUUCCCGCUCCACUGCGGCUCACCCAGCCGCCCUGAGCUCUGAGCAUGCCCGUCCCCUCCCACUCCUCUGGUGGCCCCUUUACCUCCCCCUGCCUCAUGCUGCCCUGUCGUCCUCUUGAGUCCCCUUUUUACAGCACCCCCUGCCUUCGGCCCCUAUCCUUGACCUCCCUGGCAUCCAGGCUCACAGCACCUCUUGGCUC